Molecule: messenger RNA, 397 nt
Organism: Peromyscus californicus insignis
Lineage: Eukaryota; Metazoa; Chordata; Mammalia; Rodentia; Cricetidae
Product: non-histone chromosomal protein HMG-17-like
Exons: 1
Coding region: 1-273 (90 amino acids)
Biological process (GO): chromatin organization
Cellular component (GO): chromatin; nucleus
Molecular function (GO): nucleosomal DNA binding
Source: RefSeq, a predicted model, not a curated record
AUGCCCAAAAGAAAGACUGAAGGGGAUACUAAAGGAGAUAAAGCCAAGGUGAAGGAUGAGCCACAGAGAAGAUCUGCAAGGUUAUCUGCUAAACCUGCUCCUCCAAAGUCAGAGCCCAAGCCUAAAAAGGCCCCUGCAAAGAAGGGAGAGAAGGUCCCCAAGGGGAAGAAGGGGAAGGCUGAUGCCAGGAAGGAUGUGAAUAAUCCUGCAGAAAACAGAGACGCCAAAACAGACCAGGCACAAAAAGCUGAAGGUGCUGAAGAUGCCAAGUGAAAUGUGUGCAUUUUUGAUAACUGUGUACUUCUGGUGACUGUACAGUUUGAAAUACUAUUUUUUAUCAAGUUUUAUAAAAAUGCAGAAUUUUGUUUUACUUUUUUUUUUUUGAAGCUAUGUUGUU